CUUUGAACGUAGACACAACCCUUGAUUGAUAUCUCCAACACUUCGAUCACGGUCGAAACUGUAUACCAAAUUACGGGUAUCCGAUUUCCAUUCCAAAUACCGGCGACCCUAGAUCCUUUUGUUUCUGGCAUCUCUCAAAACCUCCCUCCCUUCGAUGAGCUCGAUCAGAGCCCAUCAUGGCAAAUGUCUUCGAUGACCAGGGAGAUGCGGGUUUCCGUCGAAGGAGACCGAGACCCAUCACCGACUACGGUACAUCGAUGGUUCAGUGGAUGAACGAUCGGAAACCGGCAUACCGAGGAAGCUAUCACUACGAACAAGAACGACCCAGCCUCAGCUAUCUUGUCGACAUAUUACCACCUCCGGCGAAACGAGAUUCCCCGGCCGAAUCGAUACCCGUGCGUCACCUGCACACCUCGUUGGGGAAAUCCAAGAAACCCGUCACCGUGGUCAGAUGGAUGCCCGAAGGUCGUCGACUCCUGGCCGGUGUCCACAACGGCGAAUUCAUGCUCUGGAACGGCAUGUCCUUCAACUUCGAGACCGUCACCGCGAUGGGAUCGAGUUCACUCCGCGCGGCGGAAUGGUCCAACCGCAAAGACUGGCUGGUCGCCGCCAACGACGAAGGGACCGUCUACUACCUCCAAGCCACGCUCAACAACCCGCAUCAAUUCAAGGGCCACGACGCUCCCAUCCGCGACAUCGCGUUCGCCCCCGGCGACACCAAGUUCGUGACCGCAUCCGACGACAACACCUGCAAGAUCUGGGACUUCACCUCUUCCGCCGUCGAAUCCGUCUUCAAGGACCACGGCUGGGACGUGAAAGCGUGCGACUGGCACCCGACCAAGGCCCUCAUCGUGUCCGGGAGCAAGGACCACAGCGUGAGGUUGUGGGACCCUCGCACGUCGCGCAGCCUGACCACCCUCCACGGCCACAAGAACGCCCUCACCGCGACGGUCUUCAGCCGUGUCCGCGACCAACUCCUCGCCACGUCCAGUAGAGACGGACAGACGCGCAUUUUUGACCUUCGCAUGAUGCGCGACGUCGCCAUCCUCCGGGGCCACGAAAAGGGCGUGACCAGCGUCGCGUGGCACCCCAUCCACCCCUGCCUCAUCAGCACGGGCGGCGACGAGGGUUCUCUCCACUCGUACCUCCUGACCGAACCCAACACACCCGCAGGAAUAUCCUCGACCACGAUCUCUCCGUACACUUCGUCCGACCCGCGCUCCGUCCCCGCCCAAUCGAUCUACCCUGCCCACCGCAUCCCACACGCUCACGAAUCCUCCAUCUGGUCCCUCGACUGGCACCCGUUGGGACACAUCCUCGCGACGGGCUCCAACGACCACUUUACCCGGUUCUGGUCCCGCUCUCAACCGGGCGAAACCACCUGUUUCAAGGACAAGUUCCACCUGGGCGAAGAAGGAGCCGAGGCCCAGGGCACGUGGGACCGCAAGUUCGGCCAGCGUCAAGCAAAGGAGCAAGAAGAGCAAGAGGCCGAAGACGAAGCGGAAGGUCUCGAAGAUCAAGCCCUGUCCGGUCUUCAAUCCGCCGCCGCAGGGUUUUCCAUCCCCGGCCUACCUGGUUUGGGAGCGCUUGGUGGUGGUGGCAGUGGGUCAACACCAUCUUUACCAGGUAUCGGUGGUGGUGGUGGUGGCUUCAACAACAACAACAUUCACCCUCCUCCUCUUCCUCCUCCACCCAUGAACCUCCUACCAGGUCUACCGAAUUUACCUGGUCAACAACAACAUCCCAACAGCAACGGUCCUCCCAUUCCUCAGAUUCCAGGUGUAGAUGCAAAUUCACUUCAAAGAUUACUGGCAAUGUCUCAACAGAAUCACUCUUCUGGUUCUGCCGGUGGUGGUAACUCUACUUCUACUUCGUUUUGGCCACAACAGCAGCAACAACAACAACAACAACAACCACCGACGGCAGUACCGCCGAUUGACUUUUCAAAAUUGAACCUCCCACCUGGAUUCCCGCCACCUCCACCUCCUCCUGGACAAUUACAAGGACAAUUACCUCCUGGUCUCCCUGGCCUUGGAGGAUUAUCGAUGCCCGGGGCAAUUCCUGGUUUGGGUGGUGCCGGUGGAAACAAUUCAAAUUCAAGCACGCCGAGUAACAACAAUCAUGCGGCGGACACCGGUGGGUCGAGAAGGAGAGCACCUUUACCGAGCCAACGUGAUGGGUUCAAGGCCGAACAGGCCAGAGGGAAUUAUCGCGUGGCUAGGUAGUUACUUGGCAAGAUACCUAGCUACGUACCUAAAACCCACAGGUUCAUCCCAU
Exophiala oligosperma is the source of this 2277-nucleotide messenger RNA. RefSeq lists its product as uncharacterized. The record is from RefSeq and is a predicted model, not a curated record. Gene Ontology annotation, molecular function: protein binding. NCBI's taxonomy places the organism in Eukaryota, Fungi, Ascomycota, Eurotiomycetes, Chaetothyriales, Herpotrichiellaceae. The transcript has a single exon. Gene Ontology annotation, cellular component: mRNA cleavage and polyadenylation specificity factor complex. The coding region runs from base 177 to 2225 and encodes 682 amino acids.